Messenger RNA from Patella vulgata (common limpet), 1920 nucleotides. Its product is annotated as probable N-acetyltransferase 16. The record is from RefSeq and is a predicted model, not a curated record. Lineage: Eukaryota; Metazoa; Mollusca; Gastropoda; Patellidae. Gene Ontology annotation, molecular function: acyltransferase activity, transferring groups other than amino-acyl groups. The transcript is spliced from 3 exons. The coding region runs from base 878 to 1813 and encodes 311 amino acids.
CUAUGUCGACGCACGGUAUAUGUUACAACCCCUAUGGGGGUUGGAUGGUUGAAUGGUUAGCGUGCGCGUGCUGUAUCAUAAAGUCUGUCAUUGAGUCAAUUGGCGUGGUUUCGAAUCCCCGGUUGUACGUGACAAGGAGUAGGGUCGCCUGUCCAACCUCGUGGGUUUUCUCCGGGUCCUCCGGUUGCCUCCCACUGCUUAAGAGCCCUACGCGCAAGCGAAUUAUUGAAAUAAAAAAAAAUUAAACCAUAUGUUAGUCCCGAAAUGACCUAGUUUGUGUCGAUUGGACGUUAAACCCCAUUUCUCUCUCUCUCUCUCUCUCUCUAUUGUAAUAACACAUAGCCAUAAACACAACGAGAUAAUCAGGGCGGAUUCUCUACUGCCAUUAUUUGACCUUCUAGUCGAAUUAUGCAACAUGUCAAACGUCAUUAAACACAAUUAAAGUAAGUAAUGCUUUAUUUUUAGCUUGUAAAUAACAUUUUACUACUAGACAACUAAUUCCAUAGGUGGUUAACUAAAAAGUACCGCGUAAAUGACAAACAAGUGGUUAAUUCGUUAUUCCCGUAAAAUGUUAUGAAAUAUUUCCACACUGUAAAUACGAAAACAGGCCCGUAGCCAGCAGGGGUUGGGGGCCGUAGCUAGCGGGGGUGGGGAGUCACUUUGCUCGCUGGCUUCGUAUUGCGUCCAAUGGAAAGGGCGCCUAUAUGGGCAACCGAUUCUUUCCCAAAUGGGCAAAGGCACCAUUGAGUGCGCCAAUUUUUUCAGAGGCAGCUGUCCCACCCCUCCCCGCUAGCUACGAGCCUGGAAAGAGAAGAGAACCACGCAACAUUUUAAAACCAUCAAUGUUUUAUUCUUUAGAAAGUGUUAAAUUAUCACCAUGGCAGCCAGACUGGUCAUAAGACGAGCAACUUUACAAGACUAUAGGGGUGUUAUGGAUAUUGGAAAGAUUUAUCAAGGACGAGAUUAUCUUCCUGCAUUGUAUGAUAAAUACUUAAAAUGGUUCAACUGCUAUGUUGGUGAAAUAGAUGGUGAAAUCGUAACUUUCCAAAGCGAUAGAUUGGUAGAUGCAGGUGCUACUAUAGCUAUAGCAGGUGGACGGGUCAAAGAGGGAUACCGAGGUCGUGGAAUUUUGUCAGACGUGUUGAGAUAUGUCGACAACUCAUACAAAGAUGUGACAUCAGUGAAGUAUGUGUCAAUGACAACUGAUAAUGUUAACAUUGAAUUGAAUGGUGAAAGAAUAAAACGGAAAUUUAAACAGAUUUUAGAAAGGGAACAAUUGGAAAUGCUUGGGAAAGUAGAGGAUUUGAAACUAAAUAAAUUUGAAUCUGACGAAAAUAAAGUUCAAGAACUGACAUCUUGGGAUUUAAAGAAAAUAUUCCAAUCUAAAGCCAUGUGUUCCAAAUUAUUUCCAGGAGAACGAAUACUACCGAGUGGCUAUCCAUUUCGUCUGAUACCUCAGAAUAUACCUCUAAUGAUGGACGGGUUUAAAUUCUGGGGUACAAAAGGUUCCGACCAAUCAACGUACAAGACACUGACAGUUACACACAAAUAUAACCUAGGGAAGGAGUUGAUGUUCACACUUUGUAUUUAUGGCAAUGAUGCAAUUGAUAUACAGCAACACGUUCUAAAACAUAUUCAAAACCUGAAUCAGUUGGUUAGAAGCGGAACCAGUACAUCUAUUAUCAUUCACAUAACUCAUCCGUUAGAUUGUCUAGAUACAUCAUUUUUAUCGGUGUUUCGAAACGUUGGUCUCAAAAUAAACAAAGAGUUUGAUAUAAAUAGGUUGGUUGCAUUUGAACGGACAAUAAGAUAACUUUAAAAGCAGCAAUAAAAUUAGUAAAAAAAAAAACAAAUAUUGAAUACAACAUUUAAUUGUAAUUAUUUUUGAAUCAUUUUAGGAUUAUAAUAAUUAUAGCAAAU